This is a messenger RNA of Capsicum annuum, 1097 nucleotides long. RefSeq names its product protein GrpE. Gene Ontology annotation, molecular function: protein homodimerization activity; protein-folding chaperone binding; adenyl-nucleotide exchange factor activity. Gene Ontology annotation, biological process: protein folding. Gene Ontology annotation, cellular component: chloroplast. The record is from RefSeq and is a predicted model, not a curated record. NCBI's taxonomy places the organism in Eukaryota, Viridiplantae, Streptophyta, Magnoliopsida, Solanales, Solanaceae.
GUAAAGUACCAAGAACCUCAAUUCAUCCUUUUGGUCAUCACAAUUUCUGCCUCAACUACAACCAAUGUGAAAGCACUAAAAUUGCUCUAUUCAGCAGAUGGAAUCCUAUUAUAAACAACCAUAACAACAGACGUUCCUCCGCCAAAACCUCCGUUCAAGCAAGUGAUGACGAGGAUAGCCCCAGCAAAUUGGAAAUCUCAAACGAUGCGGCAGAUGAGGAAUAUUCAUAUAGAUUGAAGUCUCUGAUGCAAGUUUAUAAGGAGGCUGUCCUAGUUGGAGAUGUAAAGGCUGUAUCUGAAAUUGAGGCAUUAGUCAUAGCCUCGGUAGAAACGGAGAGGAAUGACUUGGCUCAAAAAGUAUCUGCUCUAUCAGCAGAUAUCAGUUCUGGAAAGGAAAAAUAUAUGCGUUUGCAAGCAGAUUUUGAUAAUUAUAGGAAAAGAUCUGAGAAUGAGAGAUUAAAAAUUCGGACCAAUGCUCAAGGGGAAAUAAUUGAGAGCCUCUUGCCCAUGGUUGAUAACUUUGAGAGAGCUAAGCGACAGCUAAAACUAGAAACUGAGAUGGAAAAGAAAAUUGAUGCAAGUUAUCAGGGUAUAUACAAACAAUUCGUGGAGAUAAUGCGGAGCUUGCGUGUCGCUGUUGUUCCAACUGUUGGCAAGCCGUUUGAUCCCGCGCUGCACGAGGCAAUUGCUCGUGAGGAAUCUCAGGAAUUUAGUGAGGGAAUUGUAAUUGAAGAAUUUCGCCGUGGUUUUUUACUUGGUGACUGCCUUCUAAGGCCAGCAAUGGUUAAGGUUUCAUCUGGACCUGGUAAAAGGGUACCCGCACAGAAAUCCCCAGCAGCAACUGUCGUCGGAGUUGAUGAAAGCUAGUUCAAUUUCACAGGGAUGGGUACAUCCAAUUCUUUGAAUCGUGAAGACUACUUCCAGUCAUAUAAAUGGAUUUAAAUUCUCAUCCGUCUUGGCAAUCCUUCAUUUAUUCCUAUCUCCUUUUUUUUUUUUUUUGUUUCUAUUACGCAAUGAGAAAUAGGGGUAUACUUUGAAUGUAAGAGAUUCAAUUCAGUUGUUGAAGGAAAUAUAUGCUCGUUUUGCUGUUGGUCUAAA